CAAGAGGAAAAUGGAUGAACAGAGUUUCUUUGGUGGAUUGCUUCAUGUGUGCUAUGCUCCGGAAUUUGAGACAGUUGAAGAAACUAGAAAAAAAUUACAAGAGAGGAAGGCUUAUAUAGCAAGAGCUACUAAAAAUAAAGGUAUGGAAAGCCUGUGACUAAACAGCUAUGUGUCAGGCAUUCUGCUAAGUAUACCUUUAUGGAGCUCUCAGUCUAGUGGGAAGAAGGGCAAGUAAAUGAUCACAGUAUUCAACAACUGUAACAUGAUUCUUUGUAGCACUCAACGUAAUCUGGGAGGGGAAGAAAGAGAUGUUGAUUUGUGGGAGAAUUCCUACAGGAUGAGAAGGGGGCUGAGUUUUGAAGGAUAAGUGGACAUUAUUCAGAAGUUGAGGAAGAAAUGGAAAGGCGAGCCAGAUAGCAUGUUUAAAGGAACAAAGGAGCAUCGUGCAUUCUGAGGAACUGUGAAUAGUACAGGAUAACCACACAGGGGCUUCGUAAAGGGCCUUGUGUCCCAUGCGAAGGAAUUAAAGCUUUGACUUGAAGUGAGAAACAGGAUUCACAGACCAGUUCCCAUUGGCUAAUCUAAAACUGCUAAAAGUGGGAAAGUUUUACUUUUGACCAACAGUUGGCCAGGUGCCUCAUAUGCCCAACUGAGUUUCCCUAGACACAAAUUCCAGAUGCCUGGAAUGGAGUCAUGAGAUCUGGUACGUGGGUUGUAGGACUAGAACAGUCAGAAUUAGAUUAAGAUAGCAUGUGUAGUCUGAAAUCUGAAUGCUACCAGAGGCUUAAAUUACAAAAUUUUCACCCUUUGGGUAAAAGUCAAUGUCCAUAAAGCUAUUGAAUAUGGUGAGUUUGUGGCUGAUUGGGGAAUGGGCAUGUGGCAAUAGUGAAGAGAGAAAUAAGUGGGGAGACUCUUGAAAACCUUACCUGAAAAUUUGGGUAUACAACUGUUGAGAGUCCCUGUAGACACUGAACUUUAACCUGUAGGAUGUAUAAAUAAAUAGCUCCGUACAAACUUAUAUGUGUGGGGGGCAAAGGAAAUUACUAAAUAUGGGCCCAGCAUAUUGCUUCCUAUAAAAACUAACACAAACUAAGCAGCAUAUACACUCGUACUGUAAAAAACAAAAAAGCAGCUUUGUAUGUAAUGACAUGGAAAAACUCUCCAAAAUCUACAGUUAACUGGAAAACAAAAAGGUGCAGAGAAAUGGGUAUUACAGGAGGAAUACCCAUAGGUGGAAGGAAGACAUACUGGACAGAUUAAUAAGAAAGUAAGAAUAGUGAUUACUUAUGGGGGGUGGAAACCAGGCAUACAGGGAGCAAAGAAAGUGUAGCGUGACGCUAUUAUAUCUUUAUCCUUUUUAGCUUUUAAACCACAUGAAUGUAUUGCCUGCCCAAGAAAUAAAAUUAUUAUUUCAUGACAAAGAAGAAACUGGUUACAGAGUAUAAAGACACAAAAGAUUUUAGACAGGACUUCCACUCAAAGAAAUCUGGAUUUUGUGAAGCUGCGCUGAACACUUCUGCUGGGAACUCAGAUCCUUGUCUUCCUUAUUCUUGUGAAUUGCCUUUGUGUUAUUUCUCCUCAACAUGUAUGUGUUCAUCAGGAGAGUACGAGAACAGAGCAUCAAGCUCCUCUCAGUAUGGGAGAAACCGUGAUGAAACAGUGGGGCAUUGUAACCACAGUGACUCUUUGCAGAAAGUGCAGAUGAAAACUUUAAAAACUCCAGUGGCCUGCCCUGGUGCUCAGAAGGCUUUUACUCCUUCAGAGGCCGUUGACAGAUUUAUGCCUAGGACGACACAACUGCAGGAGCGGAAGAGAAGAAGAGAAGAUGAUCGUAAACUUGGACCUUUUCUUGAAACAAGCACUAGCAGUAAUGAGGUGCUGAUUGGGCCUCUGUUACCAGACAUACCCAAAGUGGAUAUGCAUGAUGACUCCUUGAAUACAACAGCGAAUUUAAUUCGGAAUAAACUUAAAGAGGUGAUUACAACUGUGCCAAAGCCUCCAGAGGACAAGCUGGAAGAUGUGCAUACAAGUCAUCCAUUAAAACAAAGAAGAAGAAUAUAAGAUUACUAGUAGCAAAUUAAUAUGUAUUUAUUUUUAGCCUGUCGUUUUAAUUUUUGAAGAGAUUUUACUGCUGCUAUUUUUUUGAAUGCACUCCUCUUUGUAAUUUCUUUCAAGCUACUUGUUUAAUUUAGUUUCACCUUUUAAAAUUAGUUUAUUGUGGACAAAAUACUUGCCAGCCAACUGUUUCCCUUAAUAAAAACUUUCCUAGAAACGCCAUCCAGUGACUUUAGUUACAUCUUAUUGGCUAGAACUGGGCCCAUGACUAUUCCUGAGGAGUCUGGAAUAGUGAAUGCUUUAGGUUUCUAUGGUUAAGGAAGCAAGAGAAAAGAGGGUUGGGAAUGCCUGACUUGAUGCUACAAGAUCCAAGGUGGUGGACUAACUUAAAUAAAUUUGCUUAUUAUUACCUAUUAUAGAUGUUAUUUUGAUCCAAACUUACUAUUACAGAAACUGUUCUUACAAUGUUACCUUUCACAUUGCAGUAACUCUGUGUGAAUUAACUGAAGGAAAUAAAGAUAGGCAACCAGGAUCUGUUUUUUAUUUUAAUGCAAGUACUGAGUGAUUCACAUUAAAAAACUAGACAGAA
Molecule: messenger RNA, 2644 nt
Organism: Myotis myotis
Lineage: Eukaryota; Metazoa; Chordata; Mammalia; Chiroptera; Vespertilionidae
Gene: RBM48
Product: RNA binding motif protein 48
Exons: 3
Coding region: 1414-2061 (215 amino acids)
Cellular component (GO): nucleoplasm
Molecular function (GO): nucleic acid binding
Source: RefSeq, a predicted model, not a curated record